Molecule: messenger RNA, 1721 nt
Organism: Scylla paramamosain (green mud crab)
Lineage: Eukaryota; Metazoa; Arthropoda; Malacostraca; Decapoda; Portunidae
Exons: 3
Coding region: 738-1721 (327 amino acids)
Source: RefSeq, a predicted model, not a curated record
GCAAGUUGGGGAGGAGGUGCUUAGCGUGUGCGCGCCUGGAUCGCGGUGCUGGGGUGUGCCGGUGUGUUAUGGAAUCUUAUGAGCUUUUUUGGGAGGGUGAAAAAUCCUCUGAAGUUUAUAAGAGAAGCCUGGAGGGAGCGUGAGUGCCGUGCGUGGAGGGCGUGGCGGCCCGGCUGGCUGGAGGAGGCCGGGAGGUAAUUAAAGGCUUUGUGGCGGUGAGGCUGCUGGGAGUUGGUUUUAUCGUUGCUUAUCGAGGCUCCUCAGCUCCUCCUGCCUCGCCUUGCGGCAGGUGGUGGGCUUGUGAUGCACGGCGAGGCAGGAACUGCAUCGUAAAUAAGAGUACAAUGAAUUGAAAAGUUGUUUUCUGUUUUCUGAGAUGUGCCUUACUAAUAUUCUUUGAGUUGUACUUUGCUGAUGGUUGUUUUUUCUCUCCUGCAGGUGGCGGGGCCGUCGAGGGGCGUCGGCCACUCAGGGCUUGGGAGGCCCAGCGCGUGGGCAUCGAGGCCUUGUGAGGGCGUGUGGGGCACAAGCGGUGCCCGCCUGGUGCUUUGACGGUCUUUAGUGCUCAACCCGCCGCCGUGUUGUUCUUCUGAUGCUUAAUGACCCGCAGUGUCCGGAGCUAAACCGUGUGUGUCGUGUGUGGUGUGCACGUGUCGGGCGGCGUCACGUGUAGCGGUGAUGGCGUGCCCGUGGCCACCCGCUGUUUUGUGAAUUACACGUGCUACAGGACUUAACGUAUGGCGGAGGGUGACGACACCUCAGGCCAAGGGCCGGGAUAUUCGCGGCCCUUCAGUGUGAUACAACCCUCGCCCUACGCCCACGAGCGCAACAUGGCCGCCCACAGACUCUCGGACUCAAGAUUUUUCUUCUCUGAGCGGCGGCUGUCGCAACUCUUCAACGUUGACGCCUGGACGGAGGAGAACGAUGAAUCACGCAACGACUUUGGAGAUGAUGAUGACCCUGGCCAUGAGCCUCCCCCCGAGCCCGCCCCCCGCGCCUCCUAUUGCCCGCCAUCCCCCGGCACCCCCGGUGACCCAGGGCCCCAGCCCCCUGACUCCCACUAUCCGCCAGGGUUGCGGGAGUCAGCCCUUUAUUCCACCCUGAGCUCGGGCUGCCACCUCGAUCCGAGAUUCUCGGCCGAGGUGGCCCUCGACAUGGCCCGUCUCUCCACUAUCAGCGGAGGGUCAGCCCGCUUCAGCUCGGGCCGCCUUGAUGACGAGGACGAGGACGAGGACACCUACGGCGGCGGCAACAACGGGGACGUCACCCCUACUCCAGGCUCCCCGGGGUCGUGCCGCAGCUCCCGGAAGUUGUCGUCGCGCUAUUCCCAAAUGUCCACCUUGGCGGAUUCCCUGGCGUCCUCGGGGCCGCGCUCGUCCCUCCCCUCUGUGCUGUCAGAUCUGGCAGGGGAGGUGGAUGGCGUGGCAGACUUGCUGACAGACGACGACGAGGCGCUGGGGCCCGGGCCGCGGGUGUGGGGCGGCGAGGAGGUGGUCAACUGGCAGGAGCGGUGCCUGGAGCUGGAGCUGUCCCUGCAGAGGUUUAGGGAUCAAGCCGGCAAGAUCAGGGAGCUUCUGAGGGAGAAGCAUAUAAGGGGAAAGCUUUUGAAAACAGUCCACGUGAGAGCCCCAAGCGUUUCAGGAUCCGGGCCGCGGUGUAUUUUCAUUGUUUUCCUCAAGUCAUCCUACCCUCCCCCGCUGCUCCUCACCUCCAUGGUCUAA